AUGGAGAUGCAUAGAACAAAGGAAAGUUUGGAGAAUCCGAAUGCUUCUACCUAUUGUUCUGUUAGAGGUGUGAAUCCCCUCAACACUGGUUCUGUUUCUUCUCGAGAUGUGGAACAAUCCAACGAUCAGCAUAUUUACGACUAUCUCGAUGAAAGGUCACCACAGGAGACAGUCCGAUCGUAUCGAGCGGUAAUUGCUAUCCUUCUAGUGGUACUUUCAGUCCUGCUUGCAGCACUCAUUGCGCCUACACUCUACUUUGUGGUUUUCAAGGAAGAUAAUCCAACAGCAGGUGCACAGGAAGGACAGCCACCGGUAAAUAGAACCUGGAAUGACUGGCAGACAUGGAGUGACUGUUCUGCUUCCUGGGGUAACUGUGUCAUGAUCCGAAACAGAACCUGCGACAACCCUCCUCCGUCAUUUGAUGGAAACAACUGCGAAGGCGCGGCUUCAGAAAACCAGAGUUGCAAGCUUACUAACUGCUCUGUGGACGGAAAUUGGAGUGUAUGGUUGCCGUGGAGUUCCUGUUCCGCAUCUUGUGAGAAUGGUACUAGAACCCGCAACAGAACAUGUGAUAAUCCUGUUCCAGCGUUUGGUGGUGAGGAAUGUGACGGUAUUGAUACAGAUAGUGAAGUGUGUAUGCUAAUAAACUGUCCAAUUAACGGAAAUUGGAGUGUAUGGUUGGGAUGGAGUUCCUGUGCCGCAGCUUGUGACAAUGGUACUAGGACCCGCAACAGAGCAUGUGAUAAUCCUGUUCCAGCGUUUGGUGGUGAGGAAUGUGACGGUAUUGAUACGGAUAGUGAAGUGUGUAUGAUCAUACACUGUCCAAUUAACGGUAGUUGGAGUUCCUGGCAGCCAUGGAGUGACUGUUCAACAACUUGCGGUGGUGGUAUUAAGAAUCGAACACGGGUUUGUGACAAUCCUGCUCCUGAACACAGGGGCCUGGACUGUGAUGGACAUGACUUUGAAUCGUCAUCUUGUAGUAAAGUGACCUGUCCCCCUCCUGGUGUCUGGGAAACCUGGACGGAGUGGACUGACUGUUCCGUGUCUUGUGGCGAAGGUGUGUCAAGCAGAACGAGAAUAUGUGACGACUCUGCUGGCGGUGAAUGUAUUGGGACUAAAUCAGAAACAGAAGUGUGUAAACACAGGUUCAAAUGUUACGACAGUUGGGGAGACUGGAGUGCGUGCAGCGUUACGUGUGGCAGCGGGAUACAGACUAGGAACAGGACAUGUGACAGCACAUUUACCGGACAGGAAUGCGGAUGGAAUCAUCCGACGUUCACAGACAUGCAGACUUGUGAAAACUCAAAGACCUGCCCAGAACCUUUUUGCGCAAGUAGAAAUGCGAGUUGUUCCUACAAUCAUCCAAACAGGUGUGACCUAUACAUCACGUGCGAUGAAAACAGGGUCAUGUACGAGCGUAUGUGCAACGUGUUGAUGUGGUACAAGGUCAGGGUCGACGAUGAAUGUAAAGGAGACUGUGACAGGGAGGUCAAUGUUCCAUGUUCUUUGUGAAUGACUUCUCAGCGUGAAUAUUCGUGAAUAUGUUACAGUGAACGGAGCGGUAAUAUUGUUGAAAUGACUAUUCAUUGUGAUAUGAUAUGUUUUUUUCUCUGUAAAUUGUGUUUCUGGCUAUAUUAUCUAUAACAUGACGUAUUUGCAAUACAUAUAAUGAGGACAAUAUUGAAGAGCAAUAAUACGAAACGUGUUUUUGGUGUAUGAAAACAAUGAUGAUUAUUUUAAUAGUAUAAACAUAUACUGAGGACUAUGUUGAAGGACUACUUUCUCAAAUAUUUUGCGAAAAAUAUACAAAAGGAGUAUUGUUUCAAAUUGUUCUAUUGGUUUCAAUUGUAAGUGUGACAGAGCUCGUUUUUCAUUGUUACACCAGUGAUUAAUAAAAGAUUAUUAAAGUGGCAUAAAACAUUCAACAUUAUAGCAGAUGCUCAAUUUGGUUUUAAACCUGGUUUUUCGACGAUAGAUGCUAUUUUUUUGUGCUCCAGACAAUAAUUAAUAAACCGCUGAAACAGAAGAAAAGAUUAUAUUGCUGCUUCAUUGAUUACAAAAACCCUUUUGAUUUGAUUGAAAGAAGUUGUUUAUGGUCAAACUGUUUAAACAGGGA
This is a messenger RNA of Mizuhopecten yessoensis (Yesso scallop), 2116 nucleotides long. RefSeq names its product coadhesin-like. The record is from RefSeq and is a predicted model, not a curated record. The transcript is spliced from 7 exons. Bases 1 to 1512 code for a protein of 503 amino acids. NCBI's taxonomy places the organism in Eukaryota, Metazoa, Mollusca, Bivalvia, Pectinida, Pectinidae.